Motacilla alba alba is the source of this 1295-nucleotide messenger RNA. RefSeq names its product mitogen-activated protein kinase kinase 2 (gene MAP2K2). The record is from RefSeq and is a predicted model, not a curated record. Lineage: Eukaryota; Metazoa; Chordata; Aves; Passeriformes; Motacillidae. The transcript is spliced from 10 exons. Gene Ontology annotation, molecular function: ATP binding; protein kinase activity. Gene Ontology annotation, biological process: protein phosphorylation. The coding region runs from base 66 to 1280 and encodes 404 amino acids.
CGCCCCCGCGCGCCCCCGCGCCCGGCCGCGCCCCCCCGGCCCCGCAGGCGCGGCCCGGCCCGGCCAUGCCGGCCAAGAGGAAGCCGGUGCUGCCCGCCCUCAACAUCGCCCCCAGCGCCGCCGAGGGGCCCAGCCCCGACGGCUCCGCAGAGGCUAACCUGGUGGACCUGCAGAAGAAGCUGGAGGAGCUGGAGCUGGAUGAGCAGCAGAAGAAGCGCCUGGAAGCUUUCCUGACCCAGAAGGCCAAAGUGGGGGAGCUGAAGGACGAUGACUUUGAGAGGAUCUCCGAGCUGGGCGCUGGCAACGGCGGGGUGGUCACCAAAGUGCAGCACAAACCCUCAGGGCUCGUUAUGGCCCGGAAGCUGAUCCAUUUGGAAAUCAAACCAGCCAUCAGGAACCAGAUCAUCCGGGAGCUGCAGGUGCUGCACGAGUGCAACUCCCCCUACAUCGUGGGCUUCUACGGAGCCUUCUACAGCGACGGGGAGAUCUCCAUCUGCAUGGAGCACAUGGAUGGUGGCUCUUUGGAUCAAGUGCUGAAAGAAGCCAAAAGAAUUCCUGAGGAAAUCCUGGGCAAAGUCAGUAUAGCGGUUCUGCGGGGCCUGGCCUAUCUGCGGGAGAAGCACCAAAUCAUGCACAGAGAUGUGAAACCCUCCAACAUCCUGGUGAAUUCCCGAGGGGAGAUCAAGCUCUGUGAUUUCGGGGUCAGCGGGCAGCUCAUUGACUCCAUGGCCAACUCCUUUGUGGGAACUCGGUCCUACAUGUCUCCCGAGCGCCUGCAGGGCACGCACUACUCGGUGCAGUCGGACAUCUGGAGCAUGGGGCUGUCCCUAGUGGAGCUGUCGAUCGGAAGGUACCCAAUCCCCCCGCCAGACUCCAAGGAACUGGAAGCAAUUUUUGGCCGUCCUGUGGUGGACGGGGCGGAGGGAGAGUCCCCCAGCAUCUCGCCGCGGGCCCGGCCCCCCGGACGCCCCGUCAGUGGCCACGGGAUGGACACCAGGCCUGCCAUGGCCAUCUUUGAGCUGCUGGAUUACAUUGUUAACGAGCCACCUCCCAAGCUGCCAAGCGGAGUCUUCACGCAAGAUUUCCAGGAGUUUGUAAAUAAAUGCUUAAUUAAAAACCCAGCGGAACGAGCAGAUCUGAAGAUGCUGAUGGUGAGUGGGGAGAGGAUUUUUCUGCUGCCCUGGGGUGGCACCAGCUCUGCCAGCUGCUGCCCCAUCCCUCCCGCUCCAGAGGCUGGCAGUUCCCAGGCUGAGCUCGGGAUGAGGCAGAGGAGGGACUGACCCCCUUCAUCCCGG